AUGGAGGAUGCGAGAGCGGUGAGUGAGCCCGGACACGCUAUUGUAGAGCCUAGAGAGGCUUUGCAACCGAUCGACCCCAAUGUGGUGGCUGGCAGAGCAAACGAAGCCACACCCGUCAAGCGGAUAAGAAGGGAAGAAGCACGACAGGAGAAUGUGUUCAAUAUCCUCGCAGAAUCGGGGGAGGCGCCGCCUCCCACUAACGAACGGAAGAAACGACUCCCACCGAAUUUGGCACGAGCGCACAUCAAUGAACGUAUACGAGCUGCUAAGAGCGGCCUAUCGCCAAUGAAGAAUGCCCUCACGACGACGCCAAAGACCGCACCAGCACGGACAAAUGCUGCACAAGUACCCACACCACCACCCAUUUCCAACCGGCCCGCGUACACACCUUCCGCUAGACCAGCCCAGCGCAGAACCCAAGAACCAGCACCGCGUCCCGAACUCGUACCCGACGGCCGUCCCAUAUGGUGCAUGAGUCCCUUCGAACCCGCACGUAAAGCUCCUCAACCACCAGCACCCAAAGAACACGCUCCUCACACCCGCCUCCGCGACAAACCCGUCACCGAGCUUCGCAUCCAAGACUUCAAGCCUAACCCCGUCUACAACGGCGGCUACACAUACGCCUUCACCGACACGGUGCGCCGCCGCGAAGACCGUCUUUGCCUCCCCGGCUGCACAAAACCCACCUGCUGCGGCUCGACCUUUCGCACUUUGGCAACCGCCUUGCCCACCCUCCCCCUUUCUCAGGAAGAAGCCUUGCUACAGGACUACCUCGGCGACGCGUACGACUCCUUCGGGCUGACCCAGAUGGACAAAGCUGAGAGGGACGAGAUCGUCCUCCAAGCGAGGACGAGGAAGAUGGCGACGGAGCAUGGGAAGCACAGGAAAGCGUAUGAGGGGCGGAAGACGCCGCCGGGGUUUUGGCGCGUAGAUUUUCCGAAUACCCAGGAGGCGGAGGAGGAUAGGGAGAGGGCGGUGCAGAUGGGGAUGCAGGAGGUGAGGGAGAGGUAUUUAGAGGCGAUGAGGAGAGGGGGGAGGUUUAUAUUUGCGGACGAGUAG
This is a messenger RNA of Didymosphaeria variabile, 1059 nucleotides long. RefSeq lists its product as uncharacterized. Lineage: Eukaryota; Fungi; Ascomycota; Dothideomycetes; Pleosporales; Didymosphaeriaceae. Gene Ontology annotation, cellular component: site of double-strand break. Gene Ontology annotation, molecular function: Y-form DNA binding; damaged DNA binding; double-strand/single-strand DNA junction binding. Bases 1 to 1059 code for a protein of 352 amino acids. The transcript has a single exon. Gene Ontology annotation, biological process: double-strand break repair via homologous recombination; DNA double-strand break processing involved in repair via single-strand annealing. The record is from RefSeq and is a predicted model, not a curated record.